Pseudomyrmex gracilis is the source of this 1138-nucleotide messenger RNA. Its product is annotated as mitochondrial 2-oxoglutarate/malate carrier protein-like. Gene Ontology annotation, molecular function: thiosulfate transmembrane transporter activity; malate transmembrane transporter activity; antiporter activity. NCBI's taxonomy places the organism in Eukaryota, Metazoa, Arthropoda, Insecta, Hymenoptera, Formicidae. The coding region runs from base 147 to 1037 and encodes 296 amino acids. The transcript is spliced from 8 exons. The record is from RefSeq and is a predicted model, not a curated record. Gene Ontology annotation, biological process: succinate transmembrane transport; oxaloacetate transport; thiosulfate transport.
UCAAGUCAUCUACGCGCGCAAUCAAAUCGUUGAGCUCUUGAGAAAAACGGGAGAAAUGUAAAUCUGCUGUGGGAGGUUAAAAAAUUUAUUAUGAUUCGUGCGUUACAAGAUAUCUUGGCUUAGCAUGAAAAAAGAAGGAUGCAUCAAUGUCGGCGUCGACCGCAAACGCCAAAGUGCCAACGUUCGCCAAGUUCAUGAUAGGCGGCAUAUCGGGAGUGAUAGCGCAGACCGUGACGCAUCCCAUGGACGUUCUUAAAAUAUGCAUGCAAGUGUCGCGAAGUUCUUUGCGCAAAGCUAUAUUACGAAUACACAAGAAGAACGGAAUCGGUGGUUUUUAUACCGGUUUGAGCGGCGGCCUUCUCCGUCAAAUGACUUACACCACCAGCAGACUCGGAAUUUACAUGACCCUUCUGGAUGUCGGGGAACGUCACUUCGGCCGUUUGAAUUACGCGACGAUGUUUGGACUGGGGAUGACUGCCGGUGUGAUGGGUUCCUUCGUUGGUACCCCCACAGACAUAGUAAUGAUUCGCAUGGUGGCCGACAUAUACUUGCCACCAGAAAAGCGACGGAAUUACAAGAACGCUCUUAACGGUAUAAUCGACAUAUGGAAAAACGAAGGAUUUUUCAAAUUGUGGAGAGGAGCGUUGCCCACGAUGGGCAGAGCGGCGAUCGUUAACGGUGCGCAAUUAGGUACAUACACCAGAUUGAAGAUGCUUCUGGAAGACAGAGGAUACAUUAAAAAUGAUAUGCUGCUACAAUUUGCCGCGGCCAUGAUAUCCAGUGUGGUCACGUCCUUCGUUUCGAUUCCAAUAGACACCGCGAAAACUAGAAUUCAAAAUCUAAGAGAUUCCAAGAAAUCAUUGAGUCUCGCGGGUAUGAUGCGCAAUAUCGUCAAGACGGAGGGCGCGUUGUCGUUGUGGCGCGGAUUUCUUCCGUAUUAUUCAAGAGCAGCGCCUAACACAGUGAUCACCAUGAUCCCGAGUCUCACAGUCGUGUACACGGCCUGUCUCAGAAGACCGGCUGUCAGGCCGUUAUAAAACGCGAUAAUACCCUCUUUCGCGAACGUGUUGCCGAUCACUUCUACGAUCGAUGCCUUGCCCUUGUGCACCUGCAUUCUAUUCUUGAUCACGUCCAUCGG